Xenopus tropicalis (tropical clawed frog) is the source of this 2134-nucleotide messenger RNA. RefSeq names its product aprataxin and PNKP like factor (gene aplf). The record is from RefSeq and is a predicted model, not a curated record. Gene Ontology annotation, cellular component: nucleus. The transcript has 11 exons. Gene Ontology annotation, molecular function: 3'-5' exonuclease activity; DNA-(apurinic or apyrimidinic site) endonuclease activity. NCBI's taxonomy places the organism in Eukaryota, Metazoa, Chordata, Amphibia, Anura, Pipidae. The coding region runs from base 143 to 1672 and encodes 509 amino acids. Gene Ontology annotation, biological process: double-strand break repair.
GCUUACCCCGCACCAUGUGCUCUAGUUCCUUCCACUCCCUAUGAGGAAGUGUUCACUGAGGUGGAGGGAUCUUUCUGUUGUAGGAGCACAGACUUGUCACGCUGUACAGUAGCGGUGUCGCUGAGAGGUCCCUGCGUUUGCGAUGUCAGGGUUUCGACUAGAGGCUGUGGGAGGCGGCGAGUGCGUGUCACUCCCCAAGGGUGAGACCAUGAUAGGCAGAGGCCCGUUCCUUACUAUUUCAGACAAAAGAGUAUCCAGAAGUCAUGCUUUGCUGGAGGUGGUGGAUGGCAAGCUGCGCAUUAAGCCGGUGCAUGUGAAUCCCUGUUUUUAUCAAGGUCCUGGUGGAAACACAUUUAUUCCUUUGGAAAAAGACAAAUGGCAUUGGUUACACUCUGGGGACUGUUUUUCUCUUUUGCCAGAUAAAUAUACAUUCAAAGUCAUUGCUGACACUUCUACAGAGGAGAGUACUGAAAGAAAUGUUCAUAUCACCAACAAGACGAGUGAAAUAGCUGAUAAUCCCAGCUGCUCUUUGGAUACUACUAAAACAAGAGAUGAGGAACCUUCUUGCUCAGCCUGGGGUGCUAAGAAACCUUACCCAAAUCCUGCUUCAGAUGCUCAAGGUGAGAAGACCAAAUCCCUGCUAAACAGUCAGUUAUUUUCUGCGGACAAUAAAAUAUCAUCUGAAAUGGCCAGUUUUGUACAAAGGAAACGGGUUCUCCCAGACUGGAUGUUACAUGAUGAUCUUGAGAUUAAGAGUCUGUCUUCCCCUACAAGUAAAGCAGGAAAAAAGAAGAGGAUUGGAAGAGAAAAAACCAUAACCACAAGCAAUGCAGACAGAAGUAUAUCAAGUAACAAAUGUUUGGCACCCUCCUCUAUUAAGGAACCUCAAGAAGAAGCUUGUGUAACAAAGAAGGGUACUCUUGAAUCACAGGUCUCGCCUGGAACAUUGUGUACAGGUUUGCUGACCAAAACCCCGAGUGAGAAGUCAAAUGAUGACGAUAAAAAUAAUUGUUUGGAUGUUGAGAGCAAUCAGAAUAUUAAAGAAGUGACAAAUAGGUAUAGUGAAAAUAGACAAUCUAAUAGUACUUCAGUUAAGCAAAUUAAGGCAUCGACGUCAAAAACAUCCCACAACGAUGAUCUCAGUCUAAGCCCAGAAGAAGAUGAAUCAUCUGAAAAGGCAAAUUUCAAUGGCGGCCAUGAAGCUGUAAACAGGAGAACACCUUGUAUGUAUGGAGAAAAUUGCUACAGAAAAAACCCUGCCCAUUUUGAAGAGUUUUGUCACCCCGGAGACCGUGAUUACGAUAACACUGAGAAGGGAAGUCAAGAUGACAGUGAUGAAAGACCAGAGUGCCCGUAUGGCACAGACUGUUACAGGAAAAAUCCACAGCACAAAUUAGAAUAUAAACACACCAAACCUCCAGGAAAAGGGGGUAGAAGGUUAAGGAAAAGGCCAGCAAAGAAAGGAAAAAGUGUUUUGGAUGAUGACAGCGAUAAUGAUGGAGAUCCCAACGAAUAUGACUUGGAGGACAGCUUCCUAGAUGAUGAUGAGGAGGAGGAUUUUGACAAUACUGAUGAAGACUCUGACUGGAUGCCAGAUUCAGAGGAAAAAGACACUGAAGAUAUGAAAUUGCUUGUAAAGGAAGCUAAAAAAUUUGUUAAAGGGAAACAUUAAAUAGGAAUGAAUAUGUUCCACCUAGCUGUCACCUUCAGCCCCAGUAGUGGCAACUGUACCUUUAGUACAACUCUAACUGAUUUAUCGUAUCAGUGAGGAAAGCUUCCUGCCAUGGUAGCCAUGGUAGCCAUGGCCAUAAGGGCUACUGGUUUGAUACACUGAAAAAUAAAGCAUUAACUAUGGCAAACAUGAGCCAAUCUCCUUCGUGAAGAAAAUAUGAGGACAUUCAAAAACAAUGGAGUUUAAUUCUAUUUUGAAUAUAAUUUUGCAAGCAAUAUGUUUCUAACAGAAUACAAUAAUUACAUUUUAAGAGUUUUAAAUUUCAGCUUGGGUUCAUGCAUUAUCAGAAUUUUGCUUUGCAUAUAAUUAUAUUUACAGUAUAUAUUUGUACAUUAUUUUGUAUUGUACUGUAUAGCAAAUUCUCCUAUGGGCAAAGCAUUAAACCUUGAAAUAAGAACAUAA